AUGGAUUUUCCUCAACAUUUCAGAUGCCCAAUUUCCAUGGAACUCAUGAAGGACCCCGUUACAAUCUGUACCGGGGUCACCUACGAGCGAAAAAACAUCGAAAAAUGGUUCAACUCCUACAAGAAAAAUACAUGUCCAGCCACUAUGCAAUGCAUUGAUAGCUUUGAGAUGACUCCAAAUCACACCCUCAAGAGGCUGAUCCAAGCAUGGCAGCAGAAUGGAAAAUCAAAAUCAUGUAUUCCAUCAUCUCCAGCACAAGCUGCCAAGCACGAAGAAUUAAUUUCGCUGCUCAAAACUAUCGAAUCCACGCCAUUUAAGGUAAGUCCAUUGAAGAAGCUUAAGUCUGUGGUGGAAAUCGGAGAUGAAAUAAAGCUUGAUUUUAAAAAGUCAGGAGGCGUGGAAGUACUUGUGAAAAUUGUUGUACAGAUUCUAGUUGAAUGCUGUUCCGAUUUUGUUGCCUUUCGAGCUUGUGAGGAAGCCAUCGGAGUCUUGGAUCAACUCCCAUUAUCUGACGAGGAAGAAGAUUGUCAAACCCUUCAGUUAUUAAUGAAGCCCGAGUGCAUAAAAUCCUUUACCAUCAUGCUUCAAAGGGGUAGUGCAGAAGCCAGGUUUUGCAUCGUUUCAAUAUUUCAGAAGAUGGCUAGAGCUGAUUUUCAUUGGAACCACGCCAUCAAAGAUGAAGGGAUUGAUUUCUUCAAGUCACUUUUGGAGAUUGUCUCUGACGAAAUGUGCACCAGGGCGAGCUCUUGUGCCUUGCAAGUUUUGAUAGAUAUCUUGGAUGCAUCCAAGAAAAGUAGACUACAAGCCAUUGAAGCUGGUGCACUUUGUACCUUGAUCGAUCUUUUGCCUGAUUCAAACAAGUCAAAAUGCGAGAAAAUAAUGCUGUUGAUCAAGUUGUUGUGUGAAUGUGCUGAGGGCCGGUUAGCCUUCAUUGAACAUGGACUUGGAAUUGCAGCAAUUUCAAAGAAAAUGUUGAAUGUUUCAACUGCUGCUACAAAGAUUGGGGUCAAGAUUUUGUGGUUGAUCUGUAUCUCUCAUCCAACAGAGAAUGUUUUGGAAGAAAUGUUGAUGUUUGGAUCGGUGAAGAAGCUUGUGGCCUUGCUGCAUAUUGGUGGUUCAUCAACUACAAAGGCUAGAGUCAUAAAAAUAUUCAAGUAUCAUGGCAAUACUUGGAAACGCUAUCCUUGUUUUCCUAGUGAUAUUAAAGACUAUUUGGGCUUGGGAUAUGACAUCUGAUAAAAAAAAAAAAAAAA
Coffea eugenioides is the source of this 1253-nucleotide messenger RNA. Its product is annotated as E3 ubiquitin-protein ligase PUB23-like. Gene Ontology annotation, molecular function: ubiquitin protein ligase activity. The coding region runs from base 1 to 1236 and encodes 411 amino acids. NCBI's taxonomy places the organism in Eukaryota, Viridiplantae, Streptophyta, Magnoliopsida, Gentianales, Rubiaceae. Gene Ontology annotation, biological process: protein ubiquitination. The transcript has a single exon. The record is from RefSeq and is a predicted model, not a curated record.